AUGAUCAAUCCAGUCCAAUUGUCUCAGCUGAAGAAUAAUGUCGUGUAUCUUUGGAUUUUGAAGACGACUGCUGCUCUUGUCACUAUGAUCCCUGUAACUGCUGGGCGAACCGCAGUGAUCUAUGCUAAGCAAAUCAUUGCAUUCCUUCCAAGCUUGUUUAUGGUCGCAAUUACAGUACUUACUAUGCUUUACCAGUCUUGGACGCAUUCUUUGGCGAAAAAGAAAGAAGUCAAAAUUACAGAGCUCGAGGAGAAACUGAAAGAGGAGAAGAAAGAGCGAAAGAUGCUCCAGCGAUCAUCUGAACUCCUCCUUGAUUGCGUCAAGGGACUUCAGAAGAAGCUCGACUCCGAAGUCAUCUGCCGAAAGAACUUCGAAAGAAAGCAGCUCAAAAAGCAGGAAGAAUACAAACAUGAAGCUGACAACCAUAAAGAACAACUGAACUCACUAAAGAACGUCUUGAAGGAAACCAUCUUGGGCAUGGAAGAUGAGAUAAAAUCAACUAACAAGUUUAACUCUCUCCGCACUUCGGGAAGUUCUGGCGACGCUAUUCGGGCUCAUUAA
Oikopleura dioica is the source of this 561-nucleotide messenger RNA. Lineage: Eukaryota; Metazoa; Chordata; Appendicularia; Copelata; Oikopleuridae. The record is from the annotation of a GenBank genome assembly.